AAUCGACCGCAAUCCAUAUUCCAUAACGAGUAUCGACCGAGACUAAUAAAUCAUCAGAUUUUCCGCUUACAAAGAAUCACGACAUCGUCGUUAAUUGUUUUCCGUUCGAUCCAUGACAACAUAAUUAGUAAUUACGUUCAUAGUUUUGUUGACGUCGCGAUUCUUCGCCAAUAAACGACGACCCCCGACAAGGGUGGUUUAAACCGACGUCGGUAAUCUUCUGUGUUACCGGAUCUCGGUGACCGACCUCGAUCGAUAUUAUCGUAAUGGACUGCACGCGUCGCCAACAAACGUCCACGGACAACAGUGGAAGCUGAUCGGCAUCAGCAGGAGGAGCCAUCACUCUAAGACUGGCGCACAGAAGACCGCACCACAUCAACAAUGGCAGAAGGUGACAAACUGGAGCACCAGUGUUUGCAAAAAGAAUUCGAAUGGGUGCUAAAUGAAGAGGUACACUCGAUAUUGCACCAGUUAAAUAUUAUACUAAACGAAUGCGUCCGACGUUUUCCUUCGUGGGACAGUGAUGUUCAGGUCAAACAGGAAAAAUUUGUCUUGUCUACAUCACCAGACCAGUUAAAAAGCAUUGUAUCCAUAUCUGGUGACACCAUACUGCAGGCGGAUAUACAAUUUAAAGUACAGAGACAUCAGCAACAAAUAAUGUACAGAACAAACAUACGCCACGAUUGUCCAUGGAAAUUGCAUCAAGUUCAAGACGCAGGCAAUCAUCUAAGACAAGCUAUUUUACAAAUUGAAAAAAUUGAUAAGGAAACUAUUUUCAAUUCCUCAGAAGAAGUAUUGCACAUUCUGCGAAAUUUGUUGGGAUGUUUACAAAGAGGUCGUACAAGUCUAAUAGUUCCACGUAAACGGACAAUUGAUGAUUUGAUUAAAAGUAGAAACAUGUGUUUGACACCCAACUUACCAGAAGAUUUGGCAAUUAGUUUUUACAUACAGAGUCAUAAGCUAAUAUUUGCUGUUUACCAACUGUCCAAUUCUCACGGUUCAAUGAAGUACGACACAUAUCAAGCUGAAUGUACUAUACCGUGGUUGAACGAAGUCCUCGUCCUUUUCACGGUUGCCUUACAGUUAGCCCAACAACUCAAAGACAAGAUCUGCGUGUUUACACAGUACAGAGAUAUUACUCAAUUGUCACGACCAGUUUCUAGCAUUGCGAUACAGUCAUAAUAAGUAUUUGCUGGAUUUUUUUCUUUGUAUUGGGUUCUAUUAUUUAACACAAUCAGGUGAUCAAAUAUGAAGAAUGCAUAUAAAAUACAAUUGUAUAUUUUAGUUUGUUACCGAUUUUCUUCAACAAUCUAUUUCCAGCAAUAAUUUAUAGCUUUAAGUUUUUCAAAAUAUGUUUGUUUAACAUUAUAUUAUAUUUACAUGUAAUUAACGCGGAACAUUAAUGAGAAAUUUCAUUCUGAAUGUAAUUUCUUGAGCCCAUUAUACGACAACAGUAUUGUUUUUAUUAUUAAAAAUUAUAAUAGUUAUAGUUUUCAAUACCAUUUAUAACAGAUAUCAGUUUUUUUGUUUUAUUUAAUUUAUUUAUUUAAAUUAUUAUUUUUUAACACUCAUACCUUUUGUGCAGUGACGGUGAUAUGAAAACUAUACAAGUAUUCUUUUUAUUUGUAAGUUAUUUUGUGUAUGGU
Messenger RNA from Melanaphis sacchari, 1646 nucleotides. RefSeq names its product protein rogdi (gene rogdi). The coding region runs from base 382 to 1182 and encodes 266 amino acids. The transcript is spliced from 7 exons. The record is from RefSeq and is a predicted model, not a curated record. NCBI's taxonomy places the organism in Eukaryota, Metazoa, Arthropoda, Insecta, Hemiptera, Aphididae. Gene Ontology annotation, cellular component: RAVE complex.